AGCCAUUCACGAGUUCCCCACGGACCUCUUCUCCAACAAGGAGCGGCAGCAUGGAGCCGUCCUGCUGCACAUCCUGGGGGCUCUGUACAUGUUCUACGCCUUGGCCAUCGUGUGUGACGACUUCUUUGUCCCGUCUCUGGAGAAGAUCUGCGAGAAACUGCACCUGAGUGAGGACGUGGCGGGCGCCACCUUCAUGGCUGCAGGAAGCUCCACGCCCGAGCUUUUUGCUUCUGUGAUUGGCGUGUUCAUCACCCAUGGUGACGUUGGCGUCGGCACCAUCGUGGGCUCUGCCGUGUUCAACAUCCUCUGCAUCAUUGGCGUCUGCGGCCUGUUUGCUGGGCAGGUGGUGCGGCUGACGUGGUGGGCUGUGUGCCGGGACUCUGUCUACUACACCCUCUCUGUCAUCGUGCUCAUCGCCUUCAUCUAUGACGAAGAAAUAGUGUGGUGGGAAGGCCUGGUGCUCAUCAUCCUUUAUGUCUUCUACAUCCUGAUCAUGAAGUACAAUGUGAGGAUGCAGGCCUUCUUCACCAUCAAACAGAAGUCCGUCGCCAACGGCAACACGGUCAGCAGCGAGCUGGAGGACGGUAAUGGCUACUGUGACGGUGGCUCAGAUGACCCCUCUGUGCCGCUGCUGGGCAGAGUGAAGGAGGAGCCGGCGGACGGCAGGAGCGGGGUGGUGAUGGUGGACGAGGCCCUGAGCGCCAGCCCGCCCAGGCUCAGCUUCCCGGAGGCCGGCCUGCGCGUCAUGAUCACCAGCAAGUUUGGGCCCCGCACGCGGCUGCGCAUGGCCAGCAGGAUCAUCAUCAACGAGCGGCAGAGGCUGAUCAACUUGGCCAACGGCGUGAGCAGCAAGCCGCUACGGAACGGCCGGCAGGAGAACGUGGAGAAUGGCAACGUGCCGGUGGAGAACCCCGGGGACCCCCCGCGGGAGCGGGAGCAGGAGCCGCAGCCCCCCGCGCAGCCGCCCCCCGAGGCUGAGCCCGAGCCCACCUUCCUGUCCCCCUUCUCCACGCCGGAGUCCAGAGGGGACAAGGUCAAGUGGGUCCUGACGUGGCCACUCAUCUUCCUGCUCUGCACCACCAUUCCCAACUGUAGCAAGCCGCGCUGGGAGAAGUUCUUCAUGGCUACCUUCAUUACCGCCACGCUGUGGAUUGCCGUCUUCUCCUACCUGAUGGUGUGGCUGGUGACCAUCAUUGGGUACACACUCGGGAUCCCUGACGUCAUCAUGGGCAUCACCUUCCUGGCGGCCGGCACCAGCGUCCCUGACUGCAUGGCCAGCCUGAUCGUGGCCCGGCAAGGUGAGGCCACACAGGGUGAGGGCCAGAGAAGGUGAGGGCCAGAGAAGGUGAGGGCCAGACAG
This is a messenger RNA of Erinaceus europaeus (western European hedgehog), 1360 nucleotides long. It is a transcript of the gene SLC24A4, whose product is annotated as solute carrier family 24 member 4. The transcript is spliced from 12 exons. Gene Ontology annotation, cellular component: membrane. The record is from RefSeq and is a predicted model, not a curated record. Gene Ontology annotation, biological process: intracellular calcium ion homeostasis; sensory perception of smell; calcium ion transmembrane transport. The coding region runs from base 89 to 1333 and encodes 414 amino acids. Gene Ontology annotation, molecular function: calcium, potassium:sodium antiporter activity; calcium channel activity. Lineage: Eukaryota; Metazoa; Chordata; Mammalia; Eulipotyphla; Erinaceidae.